Oikopleura dioica is the source of this 1800-nucleotide messenger RNA. Lineage: Eukaryota; Metazoa; Chordata; Appendicularia; Copelata; Oikopleuridae. The record is from the annotation of a GenBank genome assembly.
AUGGAAAUUAAUUAUGAGAAUUUUGAAAAAUACCACGAAGCAAGUUUGAAGAGCAGCGCGGUUCCUAAGAGAUUCUGGAAAAAGUUGUAUGAAAAAAUUAUUGAACAGAGAUUUGACGCUGGAGAAGAUUUCGGACUUGCCGAGAAUUCGGAGGGGGAUAAGGGUAUCCCGCGUAAUAGAAAAUACAAGGUUGUUGUACGAAAUGAAGAAGGUAUUGAUUGUCAAAGCCCAGAGUCUAUCUGGCUUAUCGAUCAUUGUUGGACUUGGAGAGAUAGGGCAGAGGCUGCGAAGCAAUUACAGGAACACGAGAAUUUGAAGCAACGGCUUGAGGGGAUUUUCGAAAAGGAAAAUUUGGAAAAGGACGAAAUUCUUGAUGAGAUCUGGUCUUGGGGUCAAGUUUACAACAUCUGUAUCGAUGGCGAAAACGCAGCAUUUUGGUACUUGCUGGAUGAGUUCGGCUCGCGAAUCCGCCAUCAUGGGGAUCCCAAUUUCGUGGUCAUUCCUUUCUUCUGCCAGUUCUACGGCUACUCCAUUUCAAUUAUGUUCCCUAAGCGAAGUCUCCGUCCAUACGAAGAGGUCACAAGGGAUUAUGCGUCAGGCUCAUCGAAGACGGACGACCGUGUAAUUCGACUGUAUCCUUGGGUUCAGGCGAAAUUGGACGCCUCUCCUGCCGCUCCAAAGAAACUGGAUGAAUUCUUCGAGAAAAUCGCCGACAAGUUGAAAAUGACGCUUCCCAGUUUGGAAUCGCACAUGAUUCCGGAAAUCCAACCCCCAGCGAAAAACAUCAAAGUUUACGCGGAAACGGCUCAGGUGCAAAAACACUUAACGGACGAGCUGUUUGAGUUGGUGCCCGAUCGAAGCAACGCAGACAUUCUCUGGCUUCAAAAACCGGUGCACGACUUUCAGGAGCAGUUUGACCAGGCCCCACAUCAAAUUGUCAACUCGUUCCCGUUCGAGUAUUUGAUGACCGUAAAAGUCGACCUUACUGAAAUGGCGAAGCGAAAGCGCAAAGACGGAGAGACAUCAGUCCACUGGUAUUCUCCUACGUACGAUUUGCUCUCUGAAGCUUCCAAUUUCAUCGCCGAAUUCAAACGCAGAGAAAGAGAAGGACUCGAAAACACUUGGAUCAUGAAGUCUUGGAAUGGGCAGCGCGCGGACAAGACGAUCGUGACCAGUUCCUUGAUCGAAAUUCUCCGCCAUCGAGAACUGAACCAACCCCUCGUCGUCCAGAAAUUCAUCACCAACCAAUUCACCAUCAAUCGCCGCGCCUUCCAUUAUCGCUAUCAUUUCUUUAUCAAAUCGAUACAGCCAAUCGAAGCAUAUGUCGUCGACAUUGUGCGUGGGCUCUUUUGUCCCAAGGACUUUGAUUUGGAGAAACUGUACGACAAUGGGGGACUGUUAUCCAACGAUGAUACGGAUGGAGAUUACUCAGAGAGAAUGUUCUUUGAAAAGGACUUUGCGCCAAUGAUGAAUGAGCUUGCGCCAGGAAAGAAUAUCCAUGCUGCUGUUCGUGCUCAAUCUACGAGGAUUCUGAGGGAUGUUCUCAUUGCUGCAAUUUCUAAGGACUACAAUCCUCCUUGUGUUAUUUCGCACUAUCCCCAGUCUAGAGGUUUUUACGCCGCCGACUUUGUAUUGGAAAAAAGUGACGACGGCUCAGCUCGGCCGUACUUGUUAGAGAUCAACUUCAAUCCAAGUCUGGCAGCGAUGCUCUCGGUGGACCCAGACUUCAUGAACAAAGUAUUCAAGACAGUGUUCUGUGACGAUAAAACUUUAUUGCCGCUGAUUGCGUUACACGCAUAG